Stylophora pistillata is the source of this 684-nucleotide messenger RNA. RefSeq names its product microfibril-associated glycoprotein 4. The record is from RefSeq and is a predicted model, not a curated record. Gene Ontology annotation, molecular function: extracellular matrix structural constituent; protein-macromolecule adaptor activity. Gene Ontology annotation, cellular component: fibrinogen complex. Lineage: Eukaryota; Metazoa; Cnidaria; Anthozoa; Scleractinia; Pocilloporidae. Gene Ontology annotation, biological process: platelet aggregation; blood coagulation; positive regulation of heterotypic cell-cell adhesion.
UUAUUAGUGCAUAAGAACUGUGCCGAGGUAUACAAAUCUGGUAGAAUAACCAGCGGUGUUUAUACAAUCAAUCCAGAUGGUAUUGGACCUGACUCUGAAGUGUUUUGUGACCAAAGUACUGCCGGAGGGGGAUGGACAGUGGUCCAAAAGAGACUUGAUGGCUCUGUUGAUUUUGACCGCGGCUGGUCUGACUACAAAAAUGGCUUUGGCGAUCUGAAUGGCGAGCUUUGGCUCGGACUGGACAAAAUGCACCGCCUAACAAAACCCACGACCAAGCUUCGGGUCGAUCUUGAAGAUUUUGACGGCUAUACUUAUUACGCUGAGUACGCCAGGUUUGCAGUGGCGGACGAAAGCAAAAAAUACCAGUUGAGCGUCAUGACAUAUUCAGGAACUGCUAGCGACUCUCUCACACAACAUCAGGGCUAUUCCUUUACAACUAAAGAUCAGGACAAUGACAGCGCUCACCCAAACUGUGCUGAGAUAUAUAAAGGAGGGUGGUGGUAUUAUAGCUGUUAUAUGUCAAACCUGAAUGGUGUCUAUCGAAAUACCUCAGCUAAUGGUCCUGGAGUCGCAUGGAAUAGCUGGAAAGGAGUCAACUCCUCUUUGAAGAGGGCUGAGAUGAAAAUCAGACCAGUGGAUUUUUAGAGCUUUGUAUGUUAUAUUACUAAGAGAAAUAUUAAAUGA